AUGACUUCCGAUCAUAACAUCCCUGACCACACCAAUACCAACCGCAAGAGAGCCGCCGCCAACAACGAAGUCCCACCACCCAAACGCCAUCACCCCGAUGCCGUCGAUCAACUCCUAGAGACCAUCAAGUUUCAACAGCAGCAAAUCAACAAGGCUACAGAUAUCUGGGUGCGUCUCAAAGGCGGCGAAGACAAGCUGGGCGAUGCCAAUACCAUCUUCCUUGGCCUAGUCAAGUCUGCCAUGUACAGUGGAAGUCUGGCUGUCAAGUUGGUUGAGAAUCAGGAAGAUGAUGUUGCUGAGCAUGAAGGACACCUCGACAAACGCUUCAGCGACCUGGAAACCUCGCUCAGAGAAGAGCAAAACUCGAGACUCCAAAUCAUCGAAUACGACAUUGCAGCAGACAUCGAAUAUGAGGCAAACGAAGCAGUCGAAGACAUCCUCUUCGGUGAAAGGCUCGCCGCAGCAAUCAGUAAUGCCGUUGCUCAAGAUCCAGAUGUGGUGUGUGAUGAAGAGUUGAUGGAGAUGAAGAAGUUUGUGCGUGCACAGAUGAAGCUUGCUAAGGAUGCUCCCGAGACUUCUCAGGAUGUUCUACGUGAGCACGAGGUCGAGAUUGGACUUUGA
Molecule: messenger RNA, 621 nt
Organism: Aureobasidium namibiae CBS 147.97
Lineage: Eukaryota; Fungi; Ascomycota; Dothideomycetes; Dothideales; Saccotheciaceae
Exons: 2
Coding region: 1-621 (206 amino acids)
Source: RefSeq, a predicted model, not a curated record